AUGUCAGAUAUUGAUGCAAAUUCUUUAUCACAUCCUCCAGUUCGUGCUUCUACAGGGGAGAUUGUGAUCACAAUUCCUAAAGAUGUUAUUCAACGAUCCAAAGAAAUUUGGAAAUUCAGUAUUGUGGGUCGUUUUGAUUUUAAAACCCUAAGUACUAAGUUUGAAGAUGUUAAGCGUAUUCUUUGUGAUCAAUGGAAACUAACAGGCCAAGUCCAGUUUAUACCAUGGGUGAAAGGUUAUUUUGUCAUUAAACUGAGCAAUGAAGUUGAUCGAAAGAGAGUUAGCUAUGAAGGACCGUGGAAAGUUAAAGAACAACACUUGAAGAUACUGCCAUGGACACCUAUGUUUAAUCCUGAAUCGGAAAAAAACAUUAGGGCAAAGGUUUGGGUACGUUUUCCUUAUCUUCACUUUGAGUAUUGGGAGGAGGAAAUUUUAUUUAGAAUAGCUCGUGGCCUUGGCAAGCCUGUAGCUGUUGAUCCGAGAACCCUGCGAGUAGAGUAUGGCUAUUUUGUUGCGAUACUUGUGGAUAUAGAUUUUUCAAAACCCAUGCCAAAGCUUGUUAUUGAUGAUGAAGAUUGUCCGGAGGGUUUUCGUCUUGAUUAUGAGGUUCUGAAUAAUUCGGCUAAGUAUAAAGAUUUGGAGAAGUUGCAUGAUGCCGAGGAGGAUCCAGUGAAACGUGCAGCCCUUAAGGCCGAAAGGGAUGAUUUAAAAGAUUAUUGGAAGAAAUAA
Molecule: messenger RNA, 729 nt
Organism: Papaver somniferum (opium poppy)
Lineage: Eukaryota; Viridiplantae; Streptophyta; Magnoliopsida; Ranunculales; Papaveraceae
Exons: 2
Coding region: 1-729 (242 amino acids)
Source: RefSeq, a predicted model, not a curated record